This is a messenger RNA of Budorcas taxicolor (takin), 4836 nucleotides long. RefSeq names its product IKAROS family zinc finger 4 (gene IKZF4). Lineage: Eukaryota; Metazoa; Chordata; Mammalia; Artiodactyla; Bovidae. The record is from RefSeq and is a predicted model, not a curated record. Gene Ontology annotation, molecular function: RNA polymerase II cis-regulatory region sequence-specific DNA binding; DNA-binding transcription factor activity. The transcript has 8 exons. Gene Ontology annotation, biological process: regulation of transcription by RNA polymerase II. The coding region runs from base 200 to 1819 and encodes 539 amino acids.
GCCGCCGCCGCAGCUGAGGGCCCGGGUCCCGCCUCCGGCCCGGUUGUGGCCAGCUCAGUGACCCCACUCCCCCCGCACUGGGCCGUCCGGGCCAGAGUGGGGGAACCCCGCUGCCCCGCCUCCCUCUCUCCCAAUUCCGUCCCCUCUCCCUCACCCCCCCAGCCUGCGCGCGCGCGGAGCUGCCUCAGCAGAGUCUAAGAUGGACAUAGAAGACUGCAAUGGCCGCUCCUAUAUGUCUGGUAGCGGGGACUCAUCUUUGGAGAAGGAAUUCCUCGGGGCCCCAGUGGGGCCCUCAGUGAGCACCCCCAACAGCCAGCACUCUUCUCCCAGCCGCUCACUCAGUGCCAACUCCAUCAAGGUGGAGAUGUACAGUGAUGAGGAGUCGAGCAGACUGCUGGGGCCGGACGAGCGUCUCCUGGAGAAGGAUGACAGUGUGAUCGUGGAAGACUCCUUGUCGGAGCCACUGGGCUAUUGUGAUGGAAGCGGGCCAGAGCCUCACUCCCCUGGGGGCAUCCGCCUGCCCAAUGGCAAGCUCAAGUGUGACGUCUGCGGCAUGGUCUGCAUUGGACCCAACGUGCUCAUGGUGCACAAGCGCAGCCACACGGGGGAAAGGCCCUUCCACUGCAACCAGUGCGGUGCCUCCUUCACCCAGAAGGGCAACCUGCUGCGUCACAUCAAGCUGCACUCCGGGGAGAAGCCCUUCAAGUGCCCCUUCUGCAACUAUGCCUGCCGCCGGCGCGACGCACUCACUGGCCACCUCCGCACACACUCGGUCUCCUCCCCUACGGUGGGCAAGCCCUACAAGUGCAACUACUGCGGCCGGAGCUACAAACAGCAGAGCACCCUGGAGGAGCACAAGGAGCGGUGCCAUAACUACCUGCAGAGUCUCAGCACUGAAGCCCAAGCUCUGGUUGGCCAAUCAGGUGAUGAGAUACGGGACCUGGAGAUGGUGCCAGACUCCAUGCUGCACUCAUCCUCUGAGAGGCCAACUUUCAUUGACCGUUUGGCCAACAGCCUCACCAAACGCAAGCGUUCCACCCCCCAGAAGUUUGUAGGUGAGAAGCAGAUGCGCUUCAGCCUCUCAGACCUCCCCUACGAUGUGAACUCGGGUGGCUACGAGAAAGACGUGGAGCUGGUGGCACACCACAGCCUGGAGCCUGGCUUCGGAGGUUCUCUGGCCUUCGUGGGGGCCGAACAUCUGCGUCCCCUCCGCCUCCCGCCCACCAAUUGCAUCUCAGAACUCACGCCCGUCAUCAGCUCUGUCUACACUCAAAUGCAGCCCCUCCCUGGCCGACUGGAGCUUCCGGGGUCCCGGGAAGCAGGUGAGGGGCCCGAGGAUCUAGCUGAUGGAGGUCCCCUCCUCUACCGGGCCCGAGGCCCCCUGACUGACCCUGGGGCCUCCCCCAGCAAUGGCUGCCAGGACUCCACAGAUACAGAGAGCAACCACGAAGAUCGAGUUGGGGGGGUGGUGUCACUCCCUCAGGGCCCCCCACCCCAGCCUCCUCCCGCCAUCGUGGUGGGCCGGCCCAGUCCUGCCUACGCCAAAGAGGACCCCAAGCCACAGGAGGGGCUACUGCGGGGCACCCCAGGCCCGUCCAAGGAAGUGCUCCGGGUAGUGGGCGAGAGCGGCGAGCCAGUGAAGGCCUUCAAGUGCGAGCACUGCCGCGUCCUCUUCCUGGACCACGUCAUGUUCACCAUCCACAUGGGCUGCCAUGGCUUCCGAGACCCUUUCGAGUGCAACAUCUGUGGCCACCACAGCCAGGACCGGUACGAGUUCUCUUCCCACAUUGUCCGGGGGGAGCACAAGGUGGGCCAGUGACCUCCUGCCCCACCUCCGUCCACCACUCCACUGCCCUGCCUGCGGAGGCUAGCCCUGUCCUCACCAUGUCUCUAGGGGUUGGGUUGUAUAGCCCCCACCACUGGCUACCUGACUUCACCCUUGACCCUGACCCGUCCUCACCCGUGCUCCUCCUCCCCACUGACUGAUCUAAGCGUUGUGAUGAAACAGGUCUUUUGCUCAUCUUUCUCCUUUUUCUCUUCUCCUUUCAUCCCACCAUACUCACUGAGUUAUUUAUUAAUACAAUUUGUUGAGUUUUUUCUUGCUUCUUUUUUUUUUUAACUUAUAUCACUUACCACACCCCCACCUUCCUGCCCAGUCCUCUUCCACUUUAGGCCUAAUUUGUCUCUUUGCGCUUUCUCCAACAGCCCCAGGAGUAGGAAGCUCCUCUUAGUGCUAAGAGGCCUUGGGCUUCCUGAUUUAGGUCCUCAUCUUUUGCCGUAUCUGAUUCUUCCGUUUUUGAUGCUGAUCGCUCUCUCUAUUCCUACCUUAGCUCUGUGGCAUUACCUCUGCUCUCUGGGACCCUUCAACCUGGUACUCCAUACCUCUUGUGCCCUCUCACCUUAGGCAGCUUGCACAACUCCUGAUCAAAUGAAGAAAUCCCUCAUUUGGAAGUAGGAGAGGCUGAAGAAAUUCUCCCCAGGCACCCUGGGACUGAGGGUCCUCUUGACAUCCCACUAGGAAUUAGAGUUCCCCAAAGCCCACAUUCGGGAUCUGCCUCUCCAGUGUGAUCUCUCUCUCUUCUCUCCUCGAACAACCCCCAACACUGCUGUACUCUCUUCAAACUGCCUGUCUACUCAGUGGUGGUUUUUCUCUCCUUGGAAUGCCCCAACUUUAUAUUCUCAGGGGCCAAGGCUAGGUCAGCAAUCCUCUGUCUCUGACACGUGUGGAGCCACAGGUGCCUAACUGGGAACCAGGGAAGGGAAUGGGUCAAAAUUCCUCUCUUUCUCUCCCACCUCUCAAACUUCCUCACUCUAGUGACCUACUUGGGCUCUCAGGGGCUCCUAGGUCCCUGUCCUAUGAGAAACUGGUGGGUUGCUGCCUGAUAACAGGGGGUAUCCUCAGCCCCCAAGUCAUGCUGCCUUCUCCCCGCUAGCAGGAUUCCCCCUCUCAUCCCCGGUCUCCUGGGCCCUGUUCUUAGGAUCAGUGGCAGGGAGAAAAGGAUGUCUCUUUUCUCUCUCCUAACUCUCAGUAUAACCAAAAAUUAUCCCCAGGAUGAGCAAGGGCAUACGCCCCUCUCCCCAUUCCACUCUUGUGCCAGCAAGAAUGGGAUGGACACAACUGAACUGGGAGAGUCAUCCUUUACUACCCCCUCGACACUCAGCUCCCAGAUGUAGGGCAGGAGGGGGCACUCUCCUGGCUGCUGCAGAGACUCCUGGCUAUUUGGGUAACCUAGAUAGUGAGACGGGGGCAGGAGGAGAUUGCUCCACCACCAAGUGGAGGUCUCUUUCAACAAGAGUUCCCUGCCCAAGGCCACAGCCAUCCCAUUCUCUGCUUCCUUGAGAUUCAAACCAAAGCCUGUUUUUCUAUAUUUAAAGAUUAAAAAGUAAAAACCAAACAGAACACCUCACAAGUUGUAACACUUGGUCCUUCUCUCUCUCUCUCUCUCUCCCCUUUUCUCUUCCCUUCCAUUUUUCUUUCCACAUGUCCUUUCCUUAUUGGCUCUUUUGCCUCCUACUUUUCUCACUCCCUAUCAGGGAUAAUUCAGGGGGAUGGUAAAGGGUUGGCUAAGGGACAGACCCUGGGAUUGGGGCUCUUAAGGGCUCUAAGAGCGUCUACCUUAUCCUAUUAUGGGAAGGGAGACCCUAAAAACUUCUUUCUCCUCUUCUCCCCCACUAUGUGGUCUCCCCAAGAGAACCAGAUUGUCAGGGAGGGACACUGUGGGUUGAUUGUUUCUCCUUGACAAUGUAGCAAUAAACAGAUGCUGCCAAGGGCAGGGGAUCAGGGAGCCACUUGGGAGGAGAGUGGUCUCUGGAGAAGGGGAAAGUCUUCUUGAGAGCACCCCCAGGGAACUGGCUCCUUGUUUCAGAAUGGCAGCAGAGUUGAGAUUCAUAUCUGGGGUUCCCCUCAACUCUCCUGGUUAUCGAGCCCCUUGCUAUUAGACCUGCCUUCACCACCUCUUCUGCGUCUGCUGUGUAUUUGGUGACACCUCAUAAGGACUAGUCCCUUCUGGGGUAUCAGAGCCUUGGGGUGCCUCAUCUCCUCCCCGUCAGUUUUGGCACCUGUAACCUCCUGGAACAUGAAGGACUAUGCUCUGAGGCCAUACUCUGAGCCCAUGAGAGCAGAGACUGGAAGGGCAAGACCAGGUGCUAAGGAGGGGAGAGAAGGGCACUCUGUCUCUCUCCAGACCAUCACUGCACUUUAACCAGGGUCUUAGGUACAAAAUCCUACUUUCCAGAGCCUUCCAGCUCUGGAACCUCAAACAUCCUCAUGCUCUCUCCUAGCUCAUUUUGCAUAAAAAAAAAAAAGUAAGAAAAAGAAAAAACACACAUUGAAACCCACAUGGAGAAAAGAGGUGUUUUCCUUUUAUAUUGAUAUUUAAAAUCAACACCACACAAAAAAAUUUCUAAAUAGACACUUUUCCAGACCUUUGUUUUUUCGUGUCAGUGUCCAAGCUGCGGAUGCGAUUUUGUAAUACUUCUGGCAGCUUCUUUCCUUGUGUACAUAAUAUAUAUAUAUAAUAUAUAUUUUUAAUCAGAAGUUAUGAGAACAAAAAGAAAAAAUAAAACACAGAAGUAAGUGCAAUACCACCUCUCUUCUCUCUCUCCCAGGGUUUCAUUUGUAGCCUAUGCUUGGUGUCUCCUUGGAUCUUACCCCUUCACCUCCUCCUCUUCCUCUGGGGCCCCCCUUCCUUUUUUUUUUUUUUUAAAGAGUUUUUCUCCUUUCUCAAGAGGAGUUAAACUAGCUUUUGAGACUUAUUGCAAAGCAUUUUGUAUAUGUAAUAUAUUGUAAGUAAAUAUUUGUGUAACGGAGAUAUACUACUGUAAGUUUUGUACUGU